AUGGCUAUGAGUGUUGCUGGAUCAGUUAGAUCAAAAGCUUCUAAAGCAUCAAGAGCUUCCUUGAGAAGUAGAGGCAGCAAGAAGUCCUAUGUCGAUGAAUCACUUUUCGGCUCUCAAAAGCAGAGACCAGGAACUACUGCAGCUCCUACAGGAGCUGCAGUGGUCUCUGCUGCUGAGUUAAGAAAAAUUCGUGGUCAGGCUGAGAAAGGACAGAAGCCAGAUGCCAUUAUUAUCCAAAAGUCUGAGCUGGACAGAAUCCGUGGUACUACCAAGAUUGUUUCAACUGAGGAGCAGAAGCAGACUAAAAAGAUGGUGGAUGAGCAAAAAGGCCAACAAAGAGCAGCUGCUAUUGCUAGAAAGAAGAGAAUGCAAGUGAUGGAUCAGGAGAGAGCUUCUAAACUCCCUCCUACGGAAUUCCAAAAGGAAACUGCUGAAAAGAAACAAGGAUUACUAAGCAAUGCUCAAAAUGCCCUUGAUGAGGAAAAGGACGAUGUAAAGCACAUGAACCAGAUGUGUCUCUAUUCAAAAUGUGUAACUAUCAGGGACAAACAGCUUGAAGAGCAGCAAAGACUUGAAGAAGAAUACCGAGAUGAAGAGAGAAGACUCGACCUCAUGAUGGAAAUCGAAAGACUCAAGAAUCUCAAACACCAAGACGAACUCGAAAAGAAAAGAAAGCAGGCUCUCAAGCAAGGCUCCAUGGUCAUCAUCGACCAGAUCAAAGAAAGAGAACUCGAAAGAAUCCGUGAACAAGAAAUGAGAGAGAAAGAGAAACAGCUCAUUCUAGACCAGAUCGAGCAGCUCAGAGCCGAAGAGAAGAAAGAGAUCGAAGAGAAACAUGAGACUGCCAAAAGAAUGAUGCAUGAAGUCGAAGAAGCUAAUAAAGAAGCCAUCUUCACUAAGGAGAAAAAGAAGCAGGAAGAAAAAGAUCUUGAAAAUAAAAUAGUUGAAUAUAACAGACUCAAAGCCUUUCGUGAGGAAGAACAAGAGGCUGAAAAGAGACGUGUCCAGGAAGAAAAAGAGAAGGAGGUUCAAAGGCUUAGAGAUUUACAGGAGAGAGCCCAGGACAGACAAGCUGAGAUCGACUCCCUCAGAGCUAAAAGAGCCUUCGAAGAGCAAGAAAGAGCCGAAAGAGAAAAGGAAAGAAAGGAAAGAGAGAAACAUUUGAAAAUCCAGAGAGAGCUAGAGGAAGCCAGACAAUCCCAGUUCACAGAGAAAGAGAGAAGGCUUGCCGAGCAGGCUAAGCAGGAGAGAGCAGAGUACACCAGAAUCAUCUCUUCACAGAAAGAAGAGGAGAUGAGAGAAACUAUGAUUGAAGAUGAAAAACGAAAAAUUCUCAAAGAACAUGCCGAUCAGAUAAGAUCUCAAAUUACUCAAAAUGAGGAAGUAAAGAAACAAGAUAGACUUGACUACCUUGAAGAGGGGAGGAAGGUGAGACAAAGCCAAGAUGAAGAGAAAGCCAGACUAGAGAUGAUAAAGCAGAGGAAGCUGAAGGAACUCCAAGGAUUAGGAAUUUCUCAGAAAUACACAACAGAUUUAUCCAAGAAGAAGAUUGUGUAA
Messenger RNA from Moneuplotes crassus, 1557 nucleotides. The record is from the annotation of a GenBank genome assembly. NCBI's taxonomy places the organism in Eukaryota, Ciliophora, Spirotrichea, Euplotida, Euplotidae.